AUGGCGGAGGCCAUGGAAAAUGUGCCCCUUUCCUCAAAAAAGCCAAGAAAUGGCCCAACCAAGCAAACGUCACAAAGUUCAGGUCUCUUUCCCUUUUCUUAUCUCUGCAUCCGCCCUCUUAAUGCCAAGGUCGAAAGUGAGCUCUCUCUAAUUAGGGUGUGGGUCUUUCCCUGCCUUUCACAAGUUAACACUGCCAUUUGGAAGGUAGUUCUAGAAACCAGCCUCUUGAGAGGGUUCAGGGUUUGUCCUACUAACUGUCCCGUGUCCUCCUCACUCACGCACUCAGCCAAGUCAAAGCCCGCGUCCUCGGCAUCCACCUGGACCCGCCUUCUGCCGCAAGCUCUCCUGCUCUCUGCCAGAGAUCAGUGCCGAAAAGUAGGAAUUAGGCAACUCAAAGGACAAAAUGGACAAGACGACACAAGCACCAAAGAAACUGCAGGAAAAGGGAAGAAAAAGCCACGGCCAAAGGCUGCAAACACCACACCCCUGUACCGAGGGCUCGGGUUCGACACUUCUCCGCACAGGCUUAAUCCUCCUCUCUGCAUUGGCCCUCUUCACACCAGAGUCGAAACCACCACCAAGCAGAGCCUGGCCACAGAGCAGCGCUACAGCAGGUGCAUGGACCAGCUGCACAAGGUGCUCCUCAUCUGCUCCGAGACGGACAAGCACGUGGGCUCCUGGCUGCUGAACAACCUGCCCCAGAUCUCACCCUCUCCUGCUACCGGAGUAGCCUGCUCACCACUGAGACCAAGACCAGCCCCCAGCUGCCCUGGCAGCCACUGACCCUAAUGUGGAGAGCCUGAUGUGUGGUGGGGGGAAACAUCCCAGUAUCUCCUCUGUAGGGUCAGGACGUACUGUUACAAAUUGCUCCCUGUCCCAAUUUCCUAAUGGUUGCAGUUACAGGACAUAGCAAUUUUUUUGCUGUCCUGAUGCAAUUCACCAGCCCUGGGUCUGGGAGUAGCGAUUUGUGGCAGAUGGGGUAUGCAUUGUUACAAUGUGCUACUUCUGGGAAAUCUCUAUUUGAAAUUGGCACACUCAUGAAAUGAGUUUUCUAACAAUACAUUUUUCUAAGUUAGAAAACAUUUGUGUUAUUGAGAUCCAAAUUUAAUAUAGAGAUUUCAUGGGGUAGGAAACUGUGACAGGGCAUAAACCAUCUGUCACAAAUUGCUACUUCAGGACCAGGGCUGAGGUAACCAAGGAAAUCAGGCAGCAUUCAAGUGAUAUGAUCACAAAUAAUAGCCUGACAUUAAAAAUAAGAAACAAGAGUAUUAAAACCUGUAAUUUACUAUGUCACAGUAAAAACAUAG
Molecule: messenger RNA, 1307 nt
Organism: Trachemys scripta elegans
Lineage: Eukaryota; Metazoa; Chordata; Testudines; Emydidae
Exons: 4
Coding region: 1-783 (260 amino acids)
Source: RefSeq, a predicted model, not a curated record